GUAGCCGAAUUCUAUAUAUAUUGCGUACCUCCGGCAGAACCCAGGCAAAAUCCGCCCAAACCGGAUUCUAGAAGCAUUCAUAUUAAAAACUGCCCUCAUUAUCUCUUUACACAACUUCGCCACGUCAUGAAUUCGAGCCCCGAACUGCUCCAAAACGCAUUGAGCACCGUCUCAACCGUCCUAUACACCCAGAAUUUGGCCGUGAACCACUUGGUGAACCAGUUCAGCACCUCUGCGUUUGCGCGUGCCAACAUGCAGAAAUCGCUCGAGAUUAUGAACACAUCGCUCCAUUCCAGGGGUAAAAUCGUCAUUACCGGAAUCGGGAAGUCGCACAAAAUUGCAUCAAAGGUGGUGGCCACCAUGAACUCGCUCAGCCUUCACGCAGCCUUGCUCCAUCCAUCUGAGGCGCUCCACGGAGACUUGGGGGUCAUCCGUGCUGACCACGGAGACUGUCUUGUUCUCAUUACCGCCAGUGGCAACACUCCGGAAUUGCUCCAGUUGUUGCCUCAUGUCCCGGUCUCGGUCCCCGUGAUUUUAUUAAGUAAUAAAAAGUUGUCAAAGUUGUCACAGCACCCGCAGGUGCAGUCCAUGUUGUACGCGGAGUUGCCAAAGGAGUUCAGCGAAGAGACCAUCUACGGCCUUGCGGCGCCUACGAUAUCCACCACGUUGUGCCUUUUGCUUGCGGAUGCCGCGUGCAUGGCCUUGGUCGACUUGCACAUCAACAGAUUGAGCGACAGACAGCGGUUGUUUGGGGAAAGACACCCGGGCGGGGCCAUUGGCGCUGCCUACACCCACACACAAGUCAUGUCAUCCCUAAAUUCAUCCACACAGUCCAGCACGGUCGGUCUUAGUUUCGGCAGUUUUAUCCUGGGCAACUCCCUCACCAGUAUGGACGAAAACACAGAAGCUCCUGAGGUUUUGAAGAAUGCGUUUAACUGGCCAGAACAGGCUUCGAUUCCGUCUUCCGACGAAGAGUACGAGCUUGAGGUGUCGUCACAGAAGAAGUUGGCAGAAGGGGUUGACCUUAAGCUCAAGUCGAACAAGAACAGAGUAAAGACGUUGCAAGAGCCUAUGGACUUUGCCAGCCCGAUGGAGAUCUUCUCGACCAUUGCCAUGUAUGAUACGGUUGUGGUGAUCCAGAACGGGCAGCGGCGGGGCAUUGCGACCCAGGCCAUUCAGCACAUCACCAGGGCCGUCUUCGAGGAUGAUGGAUUUGAAAACCAGACGUUGUGGAAGCUUGUUUCGGAACAUGUGGAUGCUGCAAUGACAGCAUGUUAAGGGUUUUUUUUUUUUUUUUGGAUGUUUUUAGCCCCCCUGUAAAUUUAAUUAACUGAUACGCC
This is a messenger RNA of Babjeviella inositovora NRRL Y-12698, 1340 nucleotides long. RefSeq lists its product as uncharacterized. The coding region runs from base 127 to 1278 and encodes 383 amino acids. Gene Ontology annotation, biological process: carbohydrate derivative metabolic process. Lineage: Eukaryota; Fungi; Ascomycota; Pichiomycetes; Serinales. The record is from RefSeq and is a predicted model, not a curated record. Gene Ontology annotation, molecular function: carbohydrate derivative binding. The transcript has a single exon.